AAUGACAGCUGUUCCAGUACUGCCGGUGCUAGUCAACAAUUUCAGAACUGGAAGAUGAAAGCUGAACAAGCUAAGAAAGUUGAAUUCAUAAGAACUGCAGGAAAGCUAAAAACUCAGGUUGCAAAUAUAGAAAAAGACAAAAAUGGACAUCUUUACAAUAGGAAGAGUGAUUUCAGGGUAGAAUACAGCAUACUAGAGGAACUGGAAUGUGGAAUGGCAGUCAGCGGGAAAACUGAAAAAGCUAAAAUCCUGCAGCAGCUAUCAAAAAUACAAAAUCAUGUGAAGAGACUUCAGCAACAAUUAAAAAAUGUGAAGCCUACACCAGAAUUUGUUGACAAGCUCAAGGAAAUGAUGGAAGAAAUUGAAAAUGCAAUCAAUGCUUUUAAAGAGGAGCAGAGGCAAAUAUAUGAACAGCUUUUGAAGGAGGAAAAAACUGUCAUUAAUGAGCUCAGUCUCUUUGAGAGAAAAGUGGAACUAUGGGUGUUAGGCAGCAAAACAACAGAAAAAGUUUUGAAAUUACCAUCAGCCAGGGUCUCAGUUGAUAAAACACUGGAAAAUCAUCUACCUGAAGAAGUAGUAGAGUUUGAAAGAUUUCUUCAGCGAACAGGAGGGCAACAAGGUGGCUGGGAUGAUUAUGAUCAUCAACAUUUUCUGAAAGUGUGGACAAAACACAAAGGAAGGCUGUCUUACAUGGAUGAAGUCCUUGAGUAUCUCUGUGGAAGAACAAAGGAAGAUAUUGAACAGCAUGAGAAAUGGUAUCAAGAAUUUCUAAUUUUACACAAAAGAAAGAAAGAGUCAAUCAAGAAGUGGAAAAAAAAGCAGCAGCAAGAAAAAGAAGGAAACUUGAAGGAGAAAGAGAAAUCAGAAAAAAUGCUCAAGGAAGAAUGGCUACAGUGUGAAGAAACUCAGAAGCAAAAAGCAGAAGAAGAAGGAAAAAGACAACAAGCAGCAAUUGAAGCAUGGAAGAAACAGAAAGCAGUAGCGUUUGCAAUGGAACAAGCAUCACUAGAAGAAGAGACGCAGAAAAAGCAACAGAAAGUACGCCAGCGCCAAUGCCACAUGAAGUUACUGUUGGAAAAGUAUACCUUGCAGAAUAAAGAAAAGGAGGAACUUGAAAAGCUUGAAAAGGAGAAGAGAGAGGAAGCUGAAAAGGAGGAAAGGAAGAGAAUUGCUGCAGAAGAAAUUACGAAGUUUCAACAGCGU
Pterocles gutturalis (yellow-throated sandgrouse) is the source of this 1203-nucleotide messenger RNA. RefSeq names its product coiled-coil domain containing 112 (gene CCDC112). The annotation marks the transcript as partial. The transcript is spliced from 6 exons. Lineage: Eukaryota; Metazoa; Chordata; Aves; Pterocliformes; Pteroclidae. The record is from RefSeq and is a predicted model, not a curated record.